Molecule: messenger RNA, 240 nt
Organism: Thlaspi arvense
Lineage: Eukaryota; Viridiplantae; Streptophyta; Magnoliopsida; Brassicales; Brassicaceae
Source: the annotation of a GenBank genome assembly
AUGUGGGCGGUGAACAAUGCUGGGAGAGGUCUCUUUAAAGAAAUCACAGAAGUAACUGCUGAAGAUUACUCAACAAUUAUGGGUACAAACUUUGAGUCAGCUUACCAUCUAUGUCAGCUGGCACACCCACUUUUCAGGGCAUCAGGGAAGGGAAGCGUUGUCUUCAUCUCUUCUAUUGCUGGUCUCGUAGGCUUGCCACGACUUUCUAUCUAUGCAGCGUCUAAAGGUAUGCCAACUUAA